CAAAACCACAUUUAUUUUUAGCAGCCAAUUGAAGAUGAAGGAGGAGGGAAAAUAAACUGGAAAAAAAACCCAAAAAAACCGGAAUUUUGUCCCUUUUGGAGUCAGAAUCACCUUGGAGCUGCAGAAAUGAGAGGUGUGGGGAACCAGGGGCUGCUCCUGGCGCUGAUCCUGCUCCCAGGGCUCGCUGGGGGGUUCAACAUCGACGUGGGGCGUCCCAGGCUCUUCCGGGGGCCACCGGAGUCCCAGUUUGGCUACCGGGUGCUGCAGCGGGGGGGCCGCGGGGACACGUGGUGAGUGACACAUGGAGCCCCCCAUGACCCAGAGCCUGCUGAAGUUUUGGGGUCCCCCCCGAGGUGCUGACCCCGUUUUUGUCCCCGUUGUCCCCAAGGCGCCGAAAUCCCGUGGCUCAGCAGCAGCGCCGGCCACCUCGGCAUGACUCUGUCGGACUCCGAGGACGGCGGCUUUGUGGCGUGCGCCCCGCUUUGGUCCCAGGAAUGUGGCACCUCCGUGUUCAGCACCGGCCGCUGCGUCCGGCUCGACGAGGAGCUCCGGCCGGUGGGCACCGUGGCGCCCACAGCCCAGCGUUGUCCUACCUUCAUGGACAUCGUCCUGGUGCUGGAUGGCUCCAACAGCAUCUACCCCUGGGAGGAGGUGCAGGCCUUCCUGGGGAACAUCCUGGGGCGCUUCUUCAUCGGGCCUGGGCAGACACAGGUCAGGGUGGGGCGCCUUGGUGGCACCGCGGUGGAUGUCCCUGUGCUGGGGGAGCACCCCACGGCCCAGAGCCUGCUGGAGGCCGCGCGGAACCUGACACGGCAGGAGGGGAGGGAGACCAGGACAGCCAUGGCCAUCCGGGAGGCAUGCACCGAGUCCUUCAGCGAGGCGCGGGGCGGGCGCCCGGGGGCGGCGCGGCUGCUGCUGGUGGUGACGGACGGCGAGUCCCACGACGGCGACGAGCUGCCCGCGGCGCUGGCCGAGUGCGACCGGCGCAACGUCACCCGCUACGCCAUCGCCGUGCUGGGGCAUUACCUGCGGCGGCAGCAGGACCCCGAGGAUUUCAUCCGGGAGAUCAAGACCAUCGCCAGCGACCCCGACGAGAAGUAUUUCUUCAACGUCACCGACGAGGCUGCCCUCAAUGACAUCGUGGAUGCUCUGGGAGAUCGGAUCUUCAGCCUGGAAGGCACCCACGGCGACAACGAGAGCGCCUUCGAGCUGGAGAUGUCCCAGAUCGGCUUUUCCGUCCACCACCUCGAGGACGGGAUCCUCUUUGGCAUGGUCGGAGCCCACGACUGGGAGGGAGGAGUGCUGCAGGAGAGGCAGCGCGGCCGCGUGGUCCCGGCCCGCGAGGCCUUCCAGGAGGAAUUCCCGCUGCAGCUGCGGAACCACGCGGCCUACCUGGGGUACUCGGUGUCCUCGCUGCAGCUCCCGGGGGGGCAGCGCCUCUUGGUGGCCGGUGCCCCCCGAUUCCAGCACAAGGGCAAGGUCGUCCUCUUCCAGCUGGACCCCCGGGGGACCGUGACGGUGGCCCAGGCGCUCGUGGGGGACCAGAUCGGCUCCUACUUCGGCAGCGAGGUGCUGGCCCUGGACCUGGAGGGAGAUGGGGACAGUGAGCUGCUGCUGGUGGCAGCGCCCUCCUACCUGGGGGGGCAGAGCUGGGAGACCGGGAGGGUCUACGUGUACCGUGUGGGGCAGGACCGCCUGAGCCCCGCGGGCUCGCUGCUCCCGGAGCCGCGGCCGCAGGAUUGCCGGUUCGGCUCGGCGCUGGGCGCGGUGCCCAACCUGAGCCAGGACGGGCUGGCGGGGGCCGUGGUGGGCGCGCCGCUGGAGGACGGGCACCGAGGGGCGCUCUACGUGUUCCACAUCGCCCCCCGCUCGCUGCUGCCCCGCCGCGCGCAGCGCGUGGGGGCGGCGGCGCUGGGCUGGAGCCUCCGCUACUUCGGGAUCAGCGUGGACGGACGGGUGGACAUGGACGGGGACGGACUGGUGGACGUGGCCGUGGGGGCUCGGGGGGCGGCCGUGGUGCUGCGGUGA
Molecule: messenger RNA, 2028 nt
Organism: Pyrgilauda ruficollis (rufous-necked snowfinch)
Lineage: Eukaryota; Metazoa; Chordata; Aves; Passeriformes; Passeridae
Product: integrin alpha-10-like
Exons: 14
Biological process (GO): integrin-mediated signaling pathway; cell-cell adhesion; cell-matrix adhesion
Cellular component (GO): integrin complex; external side of plasma membrane
Molecular function (GO): integrin binding
Source: RefSeq, a predicted model, not a curated record